CGGCCCAUGGCUGGAGGCUGGGAGGGAGGGCAGGCGAGUGUGAUGCCAGACGCCUGACUGGAGGCGGAUCCAGCCGGCCAGCUGCCUCUCUGGAGCCCAGCUCUUGGGCCCCUGCACUCACCUGCUCUUCCCGGGGUGGCUGCCUCCUGCUCAUUCAGCCAUGCGGUGGCUGUGGCCCCUGGCUGUCUCUCUUGCUGUGAUUUUGGCUGUGGGGCUAAGCAGGGUCUCUGGGGGUGCCCCCCUGCACCUGGGAAGGCACAGAGCCGAGACCCAGGAGCAGCAGAACCGAUCCAAGAGGGGCACGGAGGAUGAGGAGGCCAAGGGAGUGCAGCAGUAUGUGCCUGAGGAGUGGGCAGAGUACCCCCGGCCCAUUCACCCUGCUGGACUGCAGCCCACCAAGCCCUUGGUGGCCACCAGCCCUAACCCCGACAAGGAUGGGGGCACCCCAGGCAGCGGGCAGGAGCUGAGGGGUAAUCUGACGGGGGCACCGGGGCAGAGGCUGCAGAUCCAGAACCCCCUGUAUCCGGUGACCGAGAGCUCCUACAGUGCUUAUGCCAUCAUGCUCCUGGCGCUGGUGGUGUUUGCGGUGGGCAUCGUGGGCAACCUGUCGGUCAUGUGCAUCGUGUGGCACAGCUACUACCUGAAGAGUGCCUGGAACUCUAUCCUUGCCAGCCUGGCCCUCUGGGAUUUUCUGGUCCUCUUUUUCUGCCUCCCUAUUGUCAUCUUCAAUGAGAUCACCAAGCAGAGGCUACUGGGUGACGUUUCUUGUCGGGCCGUGCCCUUCAUGGAGGUCUCCUCUCUGGGAGUCACGACUUUCAGCCUCUGUGCCCUGGGCAUUGACCGCUUCCACGUGGCCACCAGCACCCUGCCCAAGGUGAGGCCCAUCGAGCGGUGCCAAUCUAUCCUGGCCAAGCUGGCUGUCAUCUGGGUGGGCUCCAUGACGUUGGCUGUGCCUGAGCUCCUGCUGUGGCAGCUGGCACAGGAGCCUGCCCCCACCAUGGGCACCCUGGACUCGUGCAUCAUGAAACCCUCAGCCAGCCUGCCCGAGUCCCUGUACUCACUGGUGAUGACCUACCAGAACGCCCGCAUGUGGUGGUACUUUGGCUGCUACUUCUGCCUGCCCAUCCUCUUCACGGUCACCUGCCAGCUGGUGACGUGGCGGGUGCGAGGCCCUCCGGGGAGGAAGUCGGAGUGCAGGGCCAGCAAGCACGAGCAGUGUGAGAGCCAGCUCAACAGCACCGUGGUGGGCCUGACCGUGGUCUACGCCUUCUGCACCCUCCCAGAGAACGUCUGCAACAUUGUGGUGGCCUACCUCUCCACCGAGCUGACCCGCCAGACCCUGGACCUCCUGGGCCUCAUCAACCAGUUCUCUGCCUUCUUCAAGGGCGCCAUCACCCCGGUGCUGCUCCUAUGCAUCUGCAGGCCGCUGGGCCGGGCCUUCCUCGACUGCUGCUGCUGCUGCUGCUGUGAGGAGUGCGGCGGGGCUUCGGAGGCCUCGGCCGCCAGUGGCUCGGACAACAAGCUCAAGACCGAGGUGUCCUCUUCCAUCUACUUCCACAAGCCCAGGGAGUCACCCCCGCUCCUGCCCCUGGGCACACCUUGCUGAGGCUCCAGCAGGGGUGGGGAGGGAGGGAGGGGCCGCCACCCCCGGCGGUGCCUGCUGUUCUUUCCCCAUAGGUCUUGCUUUGCUGCCUGUCUUGCUGUCUAGAGAUGGACUUGGUUCCUCUUGUCAAGGUUUGGGAAUGUCAAAGCCCCCUCCCCACGCAGGACCUUUCCUGUCCCUUGUGGGGCCUUCCAACCCUGUCCUUUCCACUGGUGGGUGGUGAUGCUUCUAGGUCCUUAGAACUGCCCAGAAACUCUGCGUCCCAGCAGCUGGGAGCCAGAACUUUGCCUGCCCUCCCUUGGUUCCAGUCUCUCUUCUUGCUCUCUGCCUUGUAACCUGACCAUACUUUAGUUGUGCCCUUCCCAGGCAUCAUCUUCCAACCCCCAACCUGGGGCCCCAUCUUGGAAUGGGGGCUCUUUGGGGGCUCCAGCUCAAUGUGGCUCACCACACUCUUUUUUUUCUUUUCUUUUCUUUUCUUUUUUUUUUUUUGAGACAGAAUCUUGCUCUGUUGCCCAGGCUGGAGUACAGUGGCCUGAUGUCAGCUCUCUGCAACCUCUGCCUCCUGGGUUCAAGCGAUUCUCCUGCCUCAGCCUCCUGAGUAGCUGGGAUUACAGGUGUGCACCACCACACCCGGCUGAUAUUUGUAUUUGUAGAAGAGAUGGGGUUUCAUCAUGUUGGCCAGGCUGGUGUUGAACUCCUGACCUCAAGUGAUCUGCUUACCUUGGCCCCCCAAAGUGCUGGGAUUACAGGUGUGAGCUGCCGCGCCCGGCCUCAAUACACUCUUCUCUGGACUGGAUCUGUCCCAGCCCUGGAUGCCUCCUCCUACUGGUGCCUUCUUUUCUUCCAGAGGAUUUCUCUCUCCUUCCUCCUCCUUUCUUUGGGAUGCCCUGGUUGCCCUAUCCCAAUCUCCCUGUUAGGUGCUUUCCCAUAGGAGGCCCUUCCUGAGAAACAAUAAACUAGGUAGAACUACCCCUACACCCAUCCACUUUCUUGUGCCACAUUCUGGCAGGGCCCAGAUGCACCUGGGCCUUCCUGGCCUGGCAAUGCCUAGGGGAAUUUCUGCUGACCUGGCCUGGCCUGUGGCUGAUGUUCAGAACAGCCCUGUGGCUCUGGGGACUCCAAGGGUUUUAUGGCUUUUGAGGGACAGAGAGGAUGGAGGGCUCGGGGAGCCGGGGGACCUAAGUCCUCAUCCUGGUCUAAACCCCAUGCUCCUUGGGAAAUCAAAAGCCUGGAAAAUCUCUCUCCUGGAGCCCUCGUCCCUGCUAUUGCCCUCUCUCCACAAAGCCCCCCUUGGAGGGAGGCCAGUGCUCUUUCCUCUGUGAGCCCCAGGACUUCCCAACCUUUGUCACUCUGAGAGCUGCUCUUGUUCAGUUUCUUAGAAUGGACUGUUUUGCCUGUAGACGGCCCAGCUGCCUGCCCCGGCCUGCCCCGCCCAGCCCCCACUGCACCACCCUUCCCGUCAGAGCUCCCACUGCCCCCGGCAGACCCUUCAUGCAGCUCCUCCUGUGGGGUCUUGCCCUUGAAGUCCCACUUCCCCCAGCCCCACCUCUGGGCCCUUCCAGAGGGCACCAUUAGCCUUGUGGGUCCCUGGGAAGCUGGCACAGCAUCAAACAGAAGUGAUGUCUCAGCCAGGUUACCAAUCACUCCCUGCCUGGGAGCUCAGCUUUCCUCAGAACCGCCGCCCCGUCUGAAGCUCUGUCCUGGGUCCCGCCGGACUUCUGCUCACCAGGCCUACCUAGAACUUCCACACGGGGCCUCAGGAAGGGUCCCGGGGGCCCAGGGACGGGCAGAGGCAGGGGUUCCGAGCACCCGGGGCUCCAUUCUCCUCUGUCCACCCACCCACACUCCUUGGCCUCAGCCUGCCCUGUACCCAAGCUUCCCUCCCCCUCUCCUGGGGAUCUUAACGGCCUUGUUCUCUCUCCCUGGCACCCACCCCCAGGGCGGGUGAUGCCGCCAAGAGAGAGGGAGGCCGUUGCUAGGUGAUGGCGCCGCCAUGCGCACACCCUUUGUGCUGGGGAGUGACACCCACCCAUUUCUCAGCAGACCUGUUGCCACGGUGACUGAAGCCCCCAGCUCUGUCUGUAGAAACUUCAGAUGGCUGGGGGAGCAGGUUGGAGAGGGGACCAAAGGCAGGCCUGUCGCGCUGAAGCUCCUAGGGACCAUUUCCUCCCCAUUUCCCCAACUCCUUCUCCGCCCCCCACCAGGCCUGGAGGCACCACCAGCUUCCUAAGGGAUACAGGAAGGGGCCGGGUGAACUGAGGUGAAGUCCAGGGCAGGGGAGGCAGACCCCUCAACAUCCUGUUUGGGAGUCCUCCUCCACAAAGGGUGCCCUCCGCCUCUCCCUCCUGCUGGUUGGUCGACUCAGAGAUGAAGGGGGAGAGAUCGUGGCUCCAAGGCUCUGCCACUGCCACCUCCCAGGCCUGCCAACGUGAAUGGCUUGCAGAAUCAGUCAGCAGGCCAGCAGUCUUGGGAAAGAGCCACUGUCCCCGCAGCCUGGGCCAGCUGGGGGAACAAUGUAGGGUUUGUUGCUUAGGGGUCCUAGGCUUGCGGGGGGGGUUGGCACAUGGUGGGCGGUGGACUUGAGCUGGGAUGCUCUGCGAUGCCACUGACAUGCUUGCUCACCCAAGGGCAGGCUUCAGACCAGCCCUCAGAUCCUGAUGCCAGGUUACGGGGAUGAGGGGGGGGGAGCCUGAAAUCCACUGCGUCUCCCUGCUCCACUUGGGAGUCACCUUCUCAUCACUUAUCCUGGAACCUGAGUGCAAUUACUUAAACCCAGUCUCAGCUUCCUCAUCUGCAAAAUGGGAAUAAUCUGUCCUUCACAGAGGAGUAUGGUCAUUUAAUGAGACAAGAUACAUAAAGCACUUUGCAUAGUG
Chlorocebus sabaeus (green monkey) is the source of this 4476-nucleotide messenger RNA. RefSeq names its product G protein-coupled receptor 37 like 1 (gene GPR37L1). NCBI's taxonomy places the organism in Eukaryota, Metazoa, Chordata, Mammalia, Primates, Cercopithecidae. Gene Ontology annotation, molecular function: G protein-coupled peptide receptor activity. Gene Ontology annotation, biological process: positive regulation of MAPK cascade; adenylate cyclase-inhibiting G protein-coupled receptor signaling pathway. The record is from RefSeq and is a predicted model, not a curated record. Gene Ontology annotation, cellular component: signaling receptor complex; plasma membrane.